AUGUCUAAAGGUCGAGUUUGUCUUGCCUACUCCGGAGGUCUCGACACAUCUGUAAUCUUAAAAUGGCUGGUCCUCCAAGGAUACACGGUCGUCUGCUACCUUGCCGACGUUGGCCAGGCGGACGCCGUGGAUGCCGCUGCAAUUGAGAAGAAGGCUCUGCUGCUAGGCGCCGAGCGCAUGAUCAUUGCAGAUCUCCAGAAGGUCUUUGUCGAGCAGGUCGUGUUUACAGCCAUUCAGUGCAAUGCUAUCUUCGAAGAUCGCUACCUCCUGGGCACCUCGCUAGCCCGCCCCGUGAUCGCGAGAGGCCAAGUCCAGGUCGCCGAGCAGUACAACUGUCAAUUCCUCUCGCACGGAUGCACUGGCAAGGGCAAUGAUCAAGUGCGCUUCGAACUCGCCUUCAAGGCUCUCAAUCCCUCGAUUCAAGUCAUCGCUCCUUGGCGGCUACCGGAGUUUUGCAACCAGUUCCAUGGCCGACAAGAUCUCCUCAAGUUUGCUACUGAGAACAAUAUCCCUGUCGAGUCGUCACCAAAGGCUCCUUGGUCCAUGGAUGAAAAUCUCGUGCACUGCUCAUACGAAGCCGGUAUCCUUGAAGACCCUGAUCACACACCGCCCAAGGAGCUCUGGAAGAUGACCCUCGAUCCUCUCGACGCCCCUGAUGCUCCCACCGAGUUUAAUAUCCACUUUGACAAGGGUAUUCCAGUCAAGGUUGUUCUUGGUGGCCAGACGACCACCGACUCGGUUGAGCUGUUCAAGCUCCUUAACAAGAUUGGUCACGAUAAUGGAGUGGGACGCAUCGACAUCGUGGAGACGCGACUAGUUGGCAUCAAGUCACGAGGUUGCUACGACACGCCAGGGCUCACAAUUGCCCGCCUAGCGCAUCUUGAUCUAGAGGGCCUUGUCAUGGACGCUCAGGUCAGGGACCUUCGCGACCAAUUUAUCACGCGGGCUUGGUCACGCCAAUUGUACAAUGGAAUGUACUUCAGCCCUGAGCGUGAGUUCGUGGAGAACAGUAUCGUCUUCUCUCAACAUAACGUCACCGGUGAAGUCAGGAUGAUGGCAUACAAAGGCAGCGUCUAUGUGCUCGGCCGCUCAAGCGAUGCUAGCAACCUCUACGACGAACAGGAUGCCUCGAUGGACUCGCUUGAAGGCUUUAGCCCUGCGGACUCUACUGGGUUUAUUGAGAUCAAUGCUCUGCGACUAAAGAAAUACGGCCUUCAGAAGCAAAAAGACGGAAAACCGCUUACUCAGACUUGA
Venustampulla echinocandica is the source of this 1254-nucleotide messenger RNA. RefSeq lists its product as uncharacterized. Gene Ontology annotation, cellular component: cytoplasm. The coding region runs from base 1 to 1254 and encodes 417 amino acids. The record is from RefSeq and is a predicted model, not a curated record. NCBI's taxonomy places the organism in Eukaryota, Fungi, Ascomycota, Leotiomycetes, Helotiales, Pleuroascaceae. The transcript is spliced from 6 exons. Gene Ontology annotation, molecular function: ATP binding; argininosuccinate synthase activity. Gene Ontology annotation, biological process: L-arginine biosynthetic process; urea cycle.